This is a messenger RNA of Passer montanus (Eurasian tree sparrow), 2016 nucleotides long. RefSeq names its product USH1 protein network component sans (gene USH1G). The coding region runs from base 258 to 1667 and encodes 469 amino acids. Gene Ontology annotation, biological process: sensory perception of sound; equilibrioception; sensory perception of light stimulus. Gene Ontology annotation, molecular function: protein binding. The transcript has 3 exons. The record is from RefSeq and is a predicted model, not a curated record. NCBI's taxonomy places the organism in Eukaryota, Metazoa, Chordata, Aves, Passeriformes, Passeridae.
CAACACAGCGAUGCCGCUUCAUUGGAGCUUUUAACGCGCCGUGGAGCUGGUGCGCGUCCCGGGGAGCCGGAGGAUGCUCGGGAGCCAGGGGAAGCGCUGUGGAGCCUGGCUGGCCGCGCUGGCAUCGCCUCGGCUCUUCUCAGGUGUCCCGGAGCUGUGCGAGCCCAGCGGGGCCCUGCUGGCGGCUGCCCCACGGCCGUGCCCAUGCUCUGCACGCCCUGGGCACCCAUGCGCUGGCCCGGGGACCCCUCGGCACCAUGAAUGACCAGUACCACCGAGCCGCCCGGGACGGCUACCUGGACCUGCUGAAGGAGGCCACCAAGAAGGACCUGAACUCGCCGGACGAGGAUGGCAUGACCCCGACCCUGUGGGCCGCCUACCACGGCAACCUGGAUGCCCUGCGCCUCAUCGUGAGCAGAGGGGGUGAUCCAGACAAAUGUGACAUCUGGGGGAACACCCCCCUCCACCUGGCAGCAGCCAAUGGCCACCUGAACUGCCUCUCCUUCCUCAUCUCCUUUGGGGCCAACAUCUGGUGCCUGGACAAUGACUACCACACCCCACUGGACAUGGCAGCCAUGAAGGGGCACAUGGAGUGUGUACGGUACCUGGACUCGAUUGCUGCCAAGCAGAGCAACCUCAACCCCAAGCUGGUGAGCAAACUGAAGGACAAGGCCUUUCGGGAUGCAGAGAGGAGGAUUAAGGACUGCGUGAAGCUGCAGAAGAAGCACCACGAAAGGAUGGAGAAACGGUACAGAAAGGAGAUGUCAGAUAAUUCAGAUACCAUGAGCUUUUCCAGCUAUUCAAGCAGCACCUUAAGCAAGAAGUUCCAGCACAUGUCUAUGGUGACUUCCCUGCCAUACUCACAAGCCACCAUCCAUGGCACAGCCAAGGGGAAGACGAAAAUACAAAAGAAACUAGAGAAGAAGAAGCAGGUGGACGGGACAUUCAAGAUCUACGAGGAUGGCAGGAAAAGCGUGCGCUCUCUGUCUGGCCUGCAGCUGGGCAACGACGUGAUGUUUGUGAAGCAGGGCACCUACGCCAGCCCCAAGGAGUGGACUCGCCGCAAUAUCCGAGACAUGUUCCUCACGGAGGAAGACACCGUCUCCCGUGCCAUAAGCGACCCAGGUCUGCACAUGGACUCGGCCCACUCGGAGGUCAGCACCGACUCCGGGCACGACUCCUUGUUCAACCGGCCCGGGCUGGGCACCAUGGUGUUCCGGCGCAACUACGUGAGCGGCGGGCUCUUCGGGAUCGGCCGCGAGGACGGGGCCGCGCUGGGCGAGGACGGCGCCGACGGCGCGGGCGUCAGACUGCGGAGCCGCCUGCAGCGCUCGCCAAGUCUCAACGACAGCAUUGGCAGUGCCAACAGCCUGCAGGAGAGGAACGCGGAGGAGCUGCCCUGGGAUGAGGUGGAGCUGGGCUUGGACGAUGAUGACGAACCAGACACAAGCCCCUUGGAAACUUUCCUGGCUUCCCUGCACAUGUUUGAAUUCAUCUCCAUCCUGAAGAAGGAAAAGAUUGACUUGGAGGCCCUCAUGCUGUGUUCAGACAAUGACCUGAAGAGCAUCAACAUCCCUUUGGGCCCCAGGAAAAAGAUUGUGGAUGCCAUCCAGAGGAGACGACAAACACUGGAGAAGCCAGAUGUCAUUGUAGACACGGAACUAUAGCAGCAGCAUCUUCCUUUUUUUUUUAAUGCUUGGGAAACAAACCCAGUUCUAAGUUGCCAGAAAACACAAGCCAGAGACUCCCUUUCUGGGGCAGCUGAAAGCUACAGCCAUCCCCACCAGUCCCACGGGACUGCUCCCUCACUGCUCCCUGUCUGUGCAAUGCUUCUGGGCAGUUCCUGCCAUGGAGGGAUGACAGCUGAGACUGGACCAGGCAGCUCUAACCUGCCAACCUUCAAGGACCAUGGUCUCCCACUCACUGGAGGAAGGAGUGAGCUGCACAGAUGGCUGGGACGCUGCUGUCACAGGCUGUGAGACCACACCAAGCCAUGAAUGGAAGGAGAUAACGUGA